CCAGUAAACCCUAGCCUCCAGGAGCUCACCCGUAUAAAGUCGCAGACCUUCUCCUUCCCCUCCCCGCCGCCACUCGCCGCAGCGUGUCGACCAGACAAGGCAGCGCCUCCGAAACCCUAGCUCCCCGCCUUCCCCUCCGCGGCCGCCAAAAUGGUGAACGUUCCCAAGACCAAGAAGACCUACUGCAAGAACAAGGAGUGCAGGAAGCACACCCUUCACAAGGUCACUCAGUACAAGAAGGGUAAGGACAGCCUGUCUGCCCAGGGAAAGCGCCGUUAUGACCGUAAGCAGUCAGGAUAUGGUGGUCAGACCAAGCCUGUUUUCCACAAGAAGGCAAAAACCACCAAGAAGAUUGUGCUGAAGCUGCAAUGCCAAAGCUGCAAGCAUUACUCCCAGCACCCCAUCAAGAGGUGCAAGCAUUUCGAGAUUGGUGGAGACAAGAAGGGCAAGGGAACAUCUCUUUUCUAAACUACCUACUGGAUACUGAAGUUGUGGGUCUAUUGUGCUUCAUACUUCAAUGUUAUUAGGAACUUAAUUUAAGCAGACCAUAUCAUGUAUUCAAGUAUCAUCGUCUGACAUUUACUCUAGCAAGGAUUGGCUUUCUGCUGAAUCAAGUUUUCUUGCUUAAUGCUCGUCGAAUCCAAUGUGAUGCAUGUCUUUAGAUGGCACUGCAAUUGUGACUUUUGUCUUAUGGCAGUUUUAUCUCCCUAA
This is a messenger RNA of Oryza sativa Japonica Group (Japanese rice), 711 nucleotides long. RefSeq names its product large ribosomal subunit protein eL42. Gene Ontology annotation, biological process: translation. Lineage: Eukaryota; Viridiplantae; Streptophyta; Magnoliopsida; Poales; Poaceae. Gene Ontology annotation, cellular component: cytosolic large ribosomal subunit; ribosome. Gene Ontology annotation, molecular function: structural constituent of ribosome. The record is from RefSeq and is a predicted model, not a curated record.